GUUCCCAUCCUUUCUGGCUGCUUGAUAGGGGCUGUCAAUCUCAAGUCCAGCAACAGAUACCCAGUGGUACAGGAAUUUGAAAGUGCGGAGCUGUCUUGUAUCAUUACAGAUUCACAGACAAGAGAGCCCAGGAUCGAAUGGAAGAAAAUUAAAGAUGCUCAGACCACAUACGUGUUUUUUAACAACAGAAUACAGGGGGACUUGGCAGGCCGUGCAGAGCUGUUGGGGAAAACCUCUCUGCAGAUCUGGAACGUGACCAGAAGAGACUCUGCUCUUUAUCGCUGUGAGGUGGUUGCUCAAGACGACCAAAAAGAAAUGGACGAGAUUGUCAUUGACUUGACUGUGCAAGUGAAGCCAGUGCCUCCGGUGUGCACGGUACCAAAGGCUGUGCCCGUAGGCAAGAUGGCCACGCUGCACUGCCAGGAGAAGGAGGGCUUUCCCCGGCCUCAUUACAGCUGGUACCGCAACGACGCACCCCUGCCCAAGGACUCCCGCGCCAACCCCAGAUUCCAGAAUUCCUCUUUUGUCAUCAACUCCGAAACGGGCACUCUGGUGUUCAGUGCAGUUCGCAAGGAGGACUCCGGGCAGUACUACUGCAUGGCUUCCAACGACGUCGGCUCGGCCAAGUGCGAGGCGCAGGAGAUGGAAGUCUAUGACCUGAACGUGGGCGGGAUCAUCGGCGGCGUUCUGGUGGUCCUGGCUGUGCUGGCCCUGAUCACCGUGGGCAUCUGCUGUGCGUACCGACGCGGCUACUUCAUCCACAAGCAGGACGAGGAGAGUUUCAAGAGUCCGGGGAGGCCCGACGGAGUUAACUACAUCAGGACAGAUGAGGAGGGCGACUUCAGACACAAGUCGUCGUUUGUGAUCUGAAACCUGACAUGCGGCCGAGAGCACACGCAAUACCUCCACCAGGAACUUCCCUAGAGCCGCCCGAGGGCAGCGCACCCGACAGAGCUAGACACGCGUGCAAAGCUUUUUGUUUUGGCCAAAGUUGACCGCUACUCCUCUCCUACUUUUUAACAAGCCGCAUGAAUAAAAGAAUUUUCCUCAAGAUGGGCUCAGGCAUCACAAGGAAAAGAACUGAGUGAGCUCACCGAGGCCGGCUCCCAGCUCAGACCGCUGGCUCCCAUGGGCCUGGGAAGCCAGUUCAUUUGCCACUUGCUGUGGGUCAGCAGGGGGAGCACCCUGCGAGGGGGGACGAGGGAGCAGGAUGCCCUGCAGCUGCGGUUUGAAUCAGUGCGUCCAGAAAAGAGGCUCGUUGGCCGUGACCUCGCCUCAGUGGCCCCGACAGUCUGCACCGGCUCUUCUGAAAGGCGCCUCAGUGUUGUCCUGUCCAUCUGGGGAAUCCUCUUGGAUCAGCACUUAGUGAACUGCUCGCUGGGAGGGCUCCUUACCUGCAGGAACCCUGCUCGUCGCCGGAGGGUCUCUAUGGAAACCUCCCGCUGAGCCCAAGUGUGACAUGGUACUAAAACGUCCUGCUUUUCUAUGGGUGUUUGUUUUCUAGAAUUUUACAUUCUAAAUUUUUGCUAAACAUGUAUUUUGGUUAUUGAAAAGAAAACUUCUAUUUAAACUGUAAAUAUGUUGUCAUACCGUGUUGAAUAACCUAUUUUUUUAAAGAAAAAGUUCAGCUUGCAGGAGGAGUUCCAAGCUACUCGUGUCAAAUGGAAAACGCCAACAGUAAGAGCAUCCUAACCCACGGCGUCUGCACGGGGGCUCGGCUGGGCCAUUCCUUCCACAAGUGCUUUAGCGUUUUCGAGAACUUCUGCCACCGACACGUCAGACCACGUUGCUUAGGGAACCUUUAAAAUUCCAGUUGAGUAACGUCAAAGUUGUCCUCUCUCCAAAGAAACACAGGCGCUCUUAGGUCAGCCGUGAACUGCCUCUCCCUUAGAUCCCUACCACCACCUGUGGCCAGAGACCACCAGAAGCUGUCAGUCACAGGCAAACCACACGGGUCAGCUCCCAGGGUUGAGUCAUAUGCCCCUGAGUGGGUGUGGGCUGCUAACUCCCGAGGCCGCCAGCACGUCCACUCCACCGCCAAUGCCACCCUGGCUGUGUGCCAACCAGCUCCAGUCUGUUGUUCAUGCGCCCAGCACCGGGCCCAGCCUAGAACAGGUGAGGUGUCCAUGCAAGAAGGUGGCCCCCCCCGUGUGGCCUCCCGCCGCUGGGUUCCUGAGCCACAGCCCUUUCUGGUUGUGGAUAGCUCACAAAACAAAAGCUACUGCUCUUUUGUUUUUAAAUGUAUUUAACUUAUUUGUGCAGUUCAUAACACUGUGCAGGCCAAAGGCAGUUCUGAAUCAAGCCUGCCAGCUACAUUUUUAAAGACGAAUUCCACUUGUCCUCUUUGCCAUGAAGAAAGCGCCGACGCCGCGGCCUGUGCUCGCCUCGCAGUGGAGCCAGGGCAGAGCCUGAUGGUGAGCAAAGUGCCGGCCUGAAUCCAAGGCCGAGUUCUGGUUCUGAUCUUAGUUUUCCUCCACCCCGGCCCUGCCCACGCCGUGGGGAUGCGAGGAACACGCCUGCCUUCUGCAGGAGCAGGUCUUGCCGGGUGCGCUGUUAGCUGGCGGAGUGGUUUGAGGGAAGCCCUGGCCCUGGUGUGCUUAGAGGGUAGUUUUCAUGUAGCCACAGUCAUCUUGGGAUUAAACUUCACUUGUCUUAACUUUUUAUACUUGGAGGGGUUUUUAAUUGGAGACUGUGACUUUUUAUGUGAAAUACUUUGCAUGGGGGAGUUGGCAGGAGCAGUCGGCAGCUCUCCAUACCUGCUUACUGGUACCUCUCUCCUGCGUUUGUAUUGAAUGCUUAGGAUGAGGACUAUCCCUUCACCUUCACCUCUUCUUGGUAGGAAGGGAUAGCGCCCCCUUUCUCUAAUUCUUGGGGAUCAGUACUCUGGCCUUGAUCUUGGUUGUCACAGUGAUAAGACAGCCUUAUUACCUUUCUUAUGCCUAAAACCUAUGCUGGGGCCAGGUGAACUGGGUCUGACAGGAGAGAAAAGUGAAGCGUGGAGUCUGGGAAGUAGUUGCCUGUGACUAAAAAUGUAGAUAGAUAAGAAACACUCAUGUUUUUCAAAUGUGAAUGUGACUAAAGGCAUGAGGCCUGUCCGCUGCCGUGGCCUUCGGCGUGGCUGUGCGUAGGUGUGCAGACUUGUACUAACACCCCCUAAAUCGGUAUGUGUUCAACCUCAUUUAUAAAAGCUUUACAAAAAUCAA
Messenger RNA from Myotis brandtii (Brandt's bat), 3203 nucleotides. It is a transcript of the gene JAM3, whose product is annotated as junctional adhesion molecule 3. Gene Ontology annotation, biological process: angiogenesis; cell adhesion. Gene Ontology annotation, molecular function: protein homodimerization activity; protein heterodimerization activity. The annotation marks the transcript as partial. The record is from RefSeq and is a predicted model, not a curated record. The transcript has 9 exons. Lineage: Eukaryota; Metazoa; Chordata; Mammalia; Chiroptera; Vespertilionidae.